AUGUCCGACGACUUCCGCCCCCGGGCAAAGUUCCCGAUCGACCCCUUCGCCGCCAUCCCCCACAGCGCCAGGGAGCCCUGGACACUCCACCCCGAGCGGCUCGCGGCCCGGGCGCGCGACGUCCUGCUCGUCCUAGGAGUCACGCCCGCCACAAACCUCGCGCCCCUCCUGCACUCGCCCCAGCUGUCCUCCGGCCUCCUCCUCCUCGUCUCCCACGAACCCCUCGCCCUCCCCGCGCACCCGCACCCCGCCGUCCGCGUCCUCCGCCUCGCCGCCCCGCUCGCCCUCGAGAACGCCGGCUCCGUCCGCCUCGUCGGCGUCCUCGAGUGGGCCGCCCGCAUCGCCCGCCUCUGGCGCCGCCGGCCCGCGCACGGCGUCCUCGAGCUCGCCGAGGGCAGCACCGACCCCGCCCCGACACCGCGCAGCGCCCUGCCCUCGCCCCGCGCGAGCGCCACGAACCUCGUCCCGCUCCCGCUCCCCCCGUCCCGCUCCUCCUCGCCGAAGCCGCCCCCCGCCGACCCGUCCCCCCGCGCGUUCGACGCGCUGGUCAACUUUCUCCCGCCGCACCUGCCGGACAAGGCCCUCCUCAAGCACGCGAUCCUCGUGACCACCCUCUCGCGCACCUUCCUCGCCGCCCCGCCCGCCCGCCGCCGCUCCUCGCUCUUCGCGCGCGCGGGCCCCGUCCACGCCCUCCCGCCCGGGCCGCCCGACGCGGGCGCGCCGUUGGUGCACGUCCUCCCCGCGGCGUCGGGGGACGCCCGCCCGAAGCUCGUGCACGGCAUCGAGUCCUUCCUCCUGUCCUUCUGCGUCCCCGCGGCGAUGCGCCCGCCCGCCCGCGAACGCACCCUGCCGUACCUGCUCGACGCGCGCGCCUUCGCCGCGGCGCUCCCGCACGACGCCGCGUACACCGUCGCGGACGCGCUGCUGUCGGGCGCGCUCGACGGCGGCGCGCCGCGCGCGUGGGUCGCCGGCCCGGCGGACGUCGUCCUCGCCGCCUCCCCGUCCUCACAUUCCGUUCCAUCCCGCCCGUGCCCGUACUCGGAAUCGCUAAGUAUGCCCGCGAUGUCGCGCGCCCGCGCUUCUUCCUCGAAUCCCGGGCUGUGCGCGUCGUGCUCGAGCGCGGAGAGCUCGCCGCCCGCGACGCCGCGCGCGGACUCGGCGGCGUCGCUGCCGGCCGUGUUGGAGAGGGCGGCGGGCUCGGGGUCGGGGUCGGGGUUGAAAAGCACGCCGGGUGAGGAGGCAGGGGAGGGGGAGGGGGAGAGGGAGGUGAGGAGGAAGCGGAGCCGGUGGCGCUUCUGGCGCGGCGGGGUCGCGGUGCGCUAG
Gloeophyllum trabeum ATCC 11539 is the source of this 1323-nucleotide messenger RNA. RefSeq lists its product as uncharacterized. The transcript is spliced from 2 exons. The record is from RefSeq and is a predicted model, not a curated record. The coding region runs from base 1 to 1323 and encodes 440 amino acids. NCBI's taxonomy places the organism in Eukaryota, Fungi, Basidiomycota, Agaricomycetes, Gloeophyllales, Gloeophyllaceae.